Molecule: messenger RNA, 2130 nt
Organism: Colletotrichum phormii
Lineage: Eukaryota; Fungi; Ascomycota; Sordariomycetes; Glomerellales; Glomerellaceae
Exons: 2
Coding region: 1-2130 (709 amino acids)
Molecular function (GO): nucleic acid binding; zinc ion binding
Source: RefSeq, a predicted model, not a curated record
AUGGCCGACCACGCGCCAGGAAUGGGGCCGUCUAUGAAAGAGCCCAGCUGCAUUAACUGUGGCGGCAUUGGACAUUGGGCCGUAGCUUGCCCAGAGCCUGUCAGAGCGAAGCCCGCUGGACUGUCCCGGAAAAAUACUUCGAGUGGCCAUGAUCACCAUGGCCGGGGUGGUGAACAUCAGCACGGCGGCCGGCGUCCGGGUGCUGUCGUGACCAAGUAUCCGGCCCCACCAAGCGGCAAUCCGAUCGUCACUCGCUACGCUCCGCCCCCGGGUCAGCCCCAUGCUCCUCCGUACCCCGGCCCCCUGCCGUCCUAUCCGUCAUAUCCUCCACCUCCGAAUGGCUAUCCUCCCCCGCCAACAGGGAACUACCCCAGCUAUUCCCAGUACCUCCCCCCGCCGCCGCCGCCUCCCCCGGGUGCCCACCCACCACCUCCCGCUCCUCCUACACCGUAUCAUUAUCCACCAGCCGGCCAGUAUGGAGGGCCUCCACCUCCCGGUCCUUCUGGUCUGCCACCUCCCUAUCAACCACCACAAUACGCUGGCAGUACUCCUUACCCUCCUCCAUCCUACCCUUCUGCACCUGGAUAUCACGCUGGUCCUCCACCUCCAGGCGGUCAGUAUCCGCCCUCAUAUAAUCCAGCACCGCCGGGAGGCUAUCCUCAGCCGCCCUACGGGUCUCAACCGCCUCCAGCACCGACCUCUUACCCUCCUUCAUGGGGAGCACCCGCUCCGGGGUAUGGUCACCCUCCUCCUUUGCCUCCCCCCCCUCGUGCUACACCACCCGGACUCCCACCAGUACCCCCUCCAAGGCACCAACCGCCGCGAGACCGGAAUGGACGACAGCGCCAGGGGCAAAACAACCGAGAUCGUUCUCGCCGGAACAAACACGGCAAUCAGUCGAAACGGGAUCCUUCACAGCCCAGGCCCAAAUCUGACAAUAAAGCUAGACCUGGGCCACCGCAACUACAGCUCGAAGCCGAACCAAAGCCCGUCGAGGCACCAUCAGUCGCGAGUGGUACACCUGAGAGCAGAAUAAUCAACGUUGCUUCAGAGCAGGAAGCUGAAGAAGAGUAUGAUUGGAACUGGGAAGAAGAGAUGAUUUUCAAAGAACUAGGGAAAACUUACCAACCGGACCCGAUUGCCAUGCCACUACCUGGACCUGAGGAUUACCAUGAUAACAUCGUGUUACCUCCGGCAUGGAACGCCACGUGGAUUCAGUCUCGAUAUGCAAAAGAAAGCAAUUUCGUAGAAUUCUCGCGGCCGAUUCGAGAAACCGAGUUCUUCGUUACGAUGCAAUACGACCCAGCAUUCUGGAAGUGUCCUGUGGGGAGUGCUCCCAAGCAACCCCUUGAGCCGCGAGAGAAACUCAGCACGUUCAAGUCCAGUCGCCUUCCGGGGUUUCCAUCUCUCCCACCGAAACCCCCUACUCCAGAAAACCGCGAUUAUCGUCUUAUCAAUAACCGCAAGCGGGCUUUGGACGAUUCACCGUACAAGAACCCAAGAGCCAGGGGUGGCCAAGAAGGUGGUGAAUGGGCGGAUCAGCGUCAUAAGAGGCACAAGGUCGAAUCGCUUCCUGGCUAUAACGCCAUUUCACCGCAUAAUCGGAGAUCCAGGGAGGACUCGGGGCCGAUUGAUCGCUAUCGUCAUCAAAGACCAGAACGCACCGAUUCCGAUCCAGGCCAGACGCUCCUCAUGUCUUUGGAUGAGUCUCAAGACGCCGGUCCAUCCAGGCGAUUCGACGAUGCGGGUCUCCAGGACUCUGGAUAUUACGGCUCUCGAAAUGCUCGCAGACAGACUUCGAACAACAACUUCCAAGAAAGGGGGGCAUCCCCACCUAUGCUUCAUCGCGGAACAUCACGCCCAGAAAGCCGACCACAUAGUCGACAGGCAUCUCGAUCUCGAUCUCGGUCGCGACACUCCCGCCGUCGUGGAUCCCAUAGCAGCCAUGAUGAAUCACGUCCAGCUUCUAGGCAAUCUGUGGCGUCCUUCGGCACUGACGCAUCGGAACUAUCAGCACUAGAGGCCGAACUGCUCGGCAUUGCUCCCAAGUCCAAGGGAGAUCGGGAUGGCAAACCGGACGGCAUGAAGAUGCGCAAGCGCGUUACCAAGGUCGAUUCGGCUUAUAGGUAA